GUGGUGUGGAUGAGCCCAAGACACAAAACGCUGACUCUCCAGGACAGGCGCAUCAUCACGGAUGAGCGGAUCAGUCUGGAGCGGCCGUACGUGCGUGAGUGGAACCUGCACAUAAGGAAGGUCAUGAUCUCUGACGCCGGCAUCUACCAGUGCCAGAUCAACACCAACCCUGUGCAGUUGAGACAGGUCAUGCUGCACGUGCAAGAGCCCGCUCACAUCAUCGGUCAGCUCUCUUCAGCCCUCAGCGUCAUGGUACGAGAGGGAGAGACCAUUGAGCUGGUCUGCAACGUCACAGGCUUCCCCACCCCCACAGUCACGUGGUACAGGAUUCACGCCGGCCUCAGCAAGGAGGAGAGAGGCGGCGCCAGCGGGAAAGAGCAGAUCGGUAUGGAGGGAGAGGUGUUGGUCAUCCACAACGUGUCUCGUUACUGUGACGACAGGUACCAGUGUCUGGCAUUCAACGGCGUCCCCCCGGCAGACAGCAGGGAGAUACGUGUACACGUGCAGUUCCCGCCGGAAGUACGGCUGCCCAAUAAAAAGAUCGGGCAAAUCCGGGGUCGUUCGACUAUCCUCGAGUGUCAAAUCACAGCCUACCCGCACAGCCUGAACAAAUGGCGACGGAACGGAGAGGAUAUCAUUCGAGGAUCCAAGUAUUCCACAGAGCUGUACAAUGAGGGUGCCAAUAAAGUGACCCUCAGUCUCAAAGUGCAGUCCCUCACGGCAGAGGACUACGGCGAGUACGAGUGUGUCUCGGAAAACGCACUCGGCAGAGACUCUCAGUCUAUGCUGCUGUAUGAGUACAGAAGUCCAGUGAAAAAGACGACCACAACGACAACCACGACGACAACAACACGACGUCCAUGGGUCUCCAGCUACGACCGUCACUCCAACUAUGACCCCCAGUUCAAUGACCGUGACAAUGACGAUGGAGGAGGGGUCAAGGAUCCAGACAGGCCUCGUGGCUAUGACAACGGUCCUUGGUCUUCUGGCCAGAAAGAUGGUGAAGACAGACAGAGGGGAUCCGACACCUACCCUUCUUAUGGCACUUGGCGGAAUCCAGAGUACAACUCCGAAGAGGGAGAAAGCAAGUCCGUGAUAUCAGAUCCAGAUGGUAAUGGAGCGGUCAUUAACAAGGGUCUGACAAGUUCAGUUAUCACUAUAAUUGUGUGGUGGUCACUUUGUUUCUGGUUAGGAGGGAGGUGAUGAGGCUCAGAGAUACGGGCGUAUUCUCCGUGCUCCUCCUCCCCCCCUCCCCCCCCCC
Molecule: messenger RNA, 1261 nt
Organism: Aplysia californica (California sea hare)
Lineage: Eukaryota; Metazoa; Mollusca; Gastropoda; Aplysiida; Aplysiidae
Product: limbic system-associated membrane protein
Cellular component (GO): neuron projection
Source: RefSeq, a predicted model, not a curated record